Molecule: messenger RNA, 2225 nt
Organism: Phymastichus coffea
Lineage: Eukaryota; Metazoa; Arthropoda; Insecta; Hymenoptera; Eulophidae
Gene: Ir76b
Product: glutamate receptor ionotropic, kainate 2
Exons: 9
Coding region: 60-1598 (512 amino acids)
Cellular component (GO): membrane
Molecular function (GO): glutamate-gated receptor activity
Source: RefSeq, a predicted model, not a curated record
AAAAUAAUGAAGAUGGUUCGACAAAAAAAAAAUUAAUUUGAAGAUUAUUUAAAAAAGGUAUGGAGCCUGGAAAUUUUACUUUUCCGUCGCAUGUUACGGUGACCACGUACUCGGAUUGGCCUUAUUCAAGAUAUAAAAAAUUAGAUAAUGGCACGUAUGUCGGGGAAGGGUUUGCCUUUGAAUUAUUGGAAUUGAUGGCUAAAAAAUUUAAAUUUACUUAUACGAUCAUACCACCAGAUGUAGAUCAGAUUGGAGAUGAAAAUAAAGGCAUGAUACAUCAGUUAUAUACUAAACAAGUAGAUAUGGCUGUUGCUUUUAUUCCAAUUUUAAGUCAAUUCAGAAAUUUUUGUGCAUACUCUACGCCAUUGGAUGAAAUGGACACAACUUUUUUAAUGAGAAGGCCACCUGUUUCAUCUACUGGAUCAGGAUUAUUAGCACCGUUCAGCGCUAAAGUUUGGUUUUUCAUACUAGGAGCUUUAUUAAUUGUGGGUCCAACUAUUUACAUAUUUAUUCAUUUGAGGAAAAAACUUGAAGGUGAUUCACGUGCUGAUAAAUUUACUUUUCUGACUUGCAUGUGGUUUGUCUAUGGAGCAUUGCUAAAACAAGGAACAACCGUAGCUCCAAUUGGAGAUUCUACGCGAUUGGUAUUUGCUACUUGGUGGAUAUUCAUCACCGUUUUAACGUCAUUUUAUACAGCAAACUUGACAGCUUUCCUCACGUUGUCUAAAUUUACACUAGCUCUAAAUAGUUUGGACGAUUUAGCGGAUUAUCAUUACCAAUGGUUUAUAAUUGACGGACGUUCUAUAGAAAGAAUGAUGGCUUACAAUUUCAUUCAAACUAAAAGAUUGUCAGAAACUAGACGAUAUUAUGGAUUCGUUUACAAGAACUAUGACAUGCCGUAUGCAACUAUAUUGAAAGAAGCUACUUAUGGUAAAGUAUUCGUCACCGAUCGUGUACUCGCGAAAAUGGCAAUUUUCGAAGACUAUCGAAAUAAAACUAGACUUGGAAUGCACGAAGACCAGCGGUGUACUUUUGUUACAAGUGAAAAGAACGUGCUACCAAUCGUACGAGCUUUUGGAUUUCAAGUAAACUCGAGCAUCAAAGCUUCUUUGGAUAAAGAGUUUAUUAAAGCAGUCGAAUGUGGUUUAAUAAAACAGAUUAAAAUGAAAAACUUAACGGAGGCUCAAUAUUGCCCGCUAAAUUUAAGAUCCAAAGAGCGACGAUUAAAAGUUUCGGACCUUUGGAUGACAUACAAAGUUGUGUUUUCCGGUAUGGGUGUUGGUUUCAUGAUAUUUAUAUUAGAACUGUUUUCAAGGUUCAUCCGCAAGUGCAUGUACUCAGAAUGGUUCCAUUGUUGUUGCAAGGCUCAGAUCGGUGCCACCAGUUCACUAGACGAUUCCUGGUACACGAGGAAAAUGGGUUCGAGCGAUUGGACAAGAACUCCACCACCGGUUUAUCAAUUCAGUCAGGAAUGGACCCGCAAAACCUACUCGAUCAACGGUCGUGAUUAUUACGUUAUUACCGAGGAAGGAGGCGACCGACGUCUCAUACCAAUAAGAGCGCCAUCAGCUCAUUUAUUUCAAUAUUAUCUCAAUUAAAGUACCGUAGCUUUCCCUCUGCUGAAUUUCUACGAGUACUUGUCAGACGGAUUUCAACUAACCGCUUGUUGUGGUUUAAGACGGCAUGGAUAUUUGCCAUAAACUGUUCGAGAAUAAUUUUUUAUAUUAUUCAACUCUAAAUAUUUCAUCUUCAAUUUUUAUUUAAAAAUAACAAAUAAUAACAUCGUUAUGUAUUACGUUCAAAGAUAAAAAAGCGUUGCUAGGGACUUUGUUCGUUUGUUUUAGUUAAUUGAAUACAAGCUUGACUAACAAAAACCAAAUGUUGAAUCUGAUUAAUUUUUUCUCUUGGAACAGCAUGUGCGUCGAUGUACGUUGUGGUUUUUCCCAGACUUUUCGAAAUCCAACAUUCAAAAUAUUGCAUUAUUCUCUAACGGCAAACAAAGCUAACCGUUUCAAAAUAUAACCCUAAAAGGCAUUUCAAAAAGAGCUGAGUUUGAAGCGACGCGGUGGGCUGAAACGCAAACAAAGCGAAUUUCUUUAAUCUAAAAUUUAUACUGUAUAAGCCUCCAAUCCUACAGAAUGAAUAUUCCAAAUACGAAUAAACAGCUAUUAAUGGAUGCAUGGCUUAGUACUGCUAAAUGAAAUGAUUUUUGAAUCAUCAAGUGA